This is a messenger RNA of Microplitis mediator, 3188 nucleotides long. It is a transcript of the gene bur, whose product is annotated as GMP synthase [glutamine-hydrolyzing]. Gene Ontology annotation, molecular function: GMP synthase activity; GMP synthase (glutamine-hydrolyzing) activity; ATP binding. The coding region runs from base 230 to 2389 and encodes 719 amino acids. Gene Ontology annotation, biological process: GMP biosynthetic process. NCBI's taxonomy places the organism in Eukaryota, Metazoa, Arthropoda, Insecta, Hymenoptera, Braconidae. The transcript is spliced from 9 exons. Gene Ontology annotation, cellular component: cytosol. The record is from RefSeq and is a predicted model, not a curated record.
CCCACCUCAUACUAUUUUAUUGUCAGUGGAAUAGCUCUGGCGAUGAAUGGCCGCCUCGUUCAGUGUGGUCCGACAAUUCCAUUUUAUUGCAAUUCAUUUUUUUUAUAAUUGAUUAUACACAUCCCCAAGACAUCUAAUUAUCUCAUUACACUCGGUUUUUCAGAGCUUGAUUUUGCUGAGAUUAUUGGGAUCGGUUUAAAAAAGAAGCUAAUAAAAAUAAUAAUAUAAAAUGGAGAAGACAGCGGAUGGGUUCCAUCAAGACCGGAACAAUGGAGCUGAAGAUGUCACUAUGACAUUAGUCAACAGCGACGAGAGAGUCGCUAUUCUUGACGCUGGUGCUCAGUAUGGGAAAGUAAUUGAUCGUAAAGUACGUGAAUUGAAUGUACAGUGUGAGAUACUACCUUUGGACACUCCAGCGUUUACUCUUAAAGAGAAAGGAUACAAGGCGAUUAUAAUUUCUGGAGGACCUAGUUCUGUUUACGCAGAAGAUGCGCCGAGAUAUGAUGGUGAUAUAUUCCGAAUAGGUAUUCCAGUACUGGGUAUUUGUUAUGGGAUGCAAAUGAUGAACAAGGAGUUUGGUGGUACUGUGAAUAGAAAGGAAGGACGUGAAGACGGACAAUUUUUAAUAGAAGUUGACACCAAGUGCCUGUUAUUCAAGGGCUUGGAAAAAGAUCAAUUAGUUUUACUCACUCAUGGAGACAGUAUAGACAGGGUUGCUGAUUGUUUUCGUGCAACAGCUAAAUCAUCAAAUUUUAUUGUUGGAAUAUCAAGUGACAAAAUGAAUUUAUAUGGAGUACAAUUUCAUCCCGAAGUUGAUCUUACGACAAAUGGUAAACAAAUGUUACAUAAUUUUUUGUUCGGUAUCGCUGGUUUGACUGGUAACUAUACAAUGCACGACCGAGAAGCCCAGUGCAUUCAAUAUAUUAAAGAGACUGUUGGCAGCAACAAAGUGUUGUUGUUGGUUAGCGGAGGAGUUGACUCAACAGUAUGUGCGGCAUUAUUACAUAAAGCAUUGAACAAAGAACAAGUGAUUCCAUUGCAUAUCAACAAUGGAUUUAUGCGCAAAGGAGAAACACCGUUUGUUGAACAGAGUUUAGCUGAACUGGGUGUUAAGCUGCGUGUUGUCAAUGCAACACAUAAUUUUAUGGAGGGAACAACGUCUGUACCACUGGAUCAUGUAUCACCGGCAAAUAUUAUUAACAAUAAGGGCAUUGGUGUUACGGCUAUUGGACCGAGGACUAGAAUAACUAAAAUGCUGUGUCAGACAACAAAUCCUGAGGAAAAACGUAAAAUAAUUGGUGAUGUCUUUGUCCGGGUUGCUAAUGACGCUAUGACGGAAAUGGGAUUGAAACCUGAACAAGUUUUUCUUGGACAGGGUACGCUCAGGCCUGAUCUUAUUGAAAGUGCUAGUGCACUUGCCAGUGGCAAAGCAGAUGCUAUUAAAACCCAUCACAAUGACAGCGAACUUGUAAGAGCCUUGAGAUCACAGGGUCGUGUUGUUGAACCACUUAAAGAUUUUCAUAAAGAUGAAGUACGACAGAUUGGAUGCGACUUGGGAUUACCAGCGCCGCUUGUUCAACGACACCCGUUCCCUGGUCCCGGUUUAGCCAUACGUAUUUUGUGUGCUGACGAACCUUUUAUGGACAAAGAUUUUUCGGAAACUCAGGUAAUUGUAAAAAUAAUGGCUGAGUACGAACAAAUGCUGCAGAAAAAACACGCACUAUUAAAUCGUGUCGAAAGUGCAACAAGUGAAUCAGAACGUCAACAUUUACGCAGAGUUUCAAGUGAAAAUCAUAUUGCGGCGAUAUUAUUACCAAUUCGCAGUGUUGGAGUACAAGGCGAUCGAAGGAGUUAUAGUUACGUCGUAGGGUUAUCGUGUCAGGGACUUAAGCCGGAGGAGGAACUGCCACUAGAGAGCGUAGUCUGGGAAGAUUUAUUGUUCCUCGCAAGACUGAUUCCCCGUGUCUGUCACAACGUAAAUCGCGUCUGCUAUAUAUUCGGACCGAUAGUCCAGCAUCCAAUAACUGACAUAACACCAACGCACCUCACGUCAAACGUCAUCUCGACACUCAGACAAGCCGAUCACUUGGCCAACCAAGUUCUCGCCUCAAAUAACUGUAUAAAUGCAAUCAGUCAGAUGCCAGUUGUAUUGAUUCCGGUGCAUUUUGAUCGCGACGCUGCAUCUCGGGUGCCUUCAUGUCAACGUUCUGUUGUACUCAGGCCUUUUUGUUCAAGUGAUUUUAUGACUGGUACACCAGCUAUUCCCGGCAAUCAAUUACCAAUGCAUGUUAUUAAAAAAAUGAUUGCCGAAAUAUCAACAGUACCAGGAAUAUCACGCGUAUUAUAUGAUUUAUCAUCAAAACCACCUGGUACCACUGAAUGGGAGUAAUGGACACUUAUUUUAAACUCACUCCUUUAUAUUUUUUCACCACCCGUUUGCGCGUAACGACUCCAGAAAUAACAAUAAUGAAAAAAAACUAUAUUUAAAAAACAAAACAAAAAUUAUGUCUAUUAAAAAAAAAAAGUUUUACGAAUCGAUAAGUUUAUGAAAUUAUUACUGAUUUAUAUAUGGAGAUAUUAUGAGCUAAAGGGGGCCUAUAGUUAUAAUUAUAACUUAUGACUAAAAUUACGCACUGCUCCUUUUGCUACGUUUAAUUAUAUACAUAAAAGAAAAAUAACAAAAAAUUAAUAAUGAUUUGUCAUUACGCCAAAAAAAAAAAAAAUGGUGGUAUUGUGUACAUUAAGGUUGAAGGUAAGUAUCAUGUUUGCUUGUAAAUAUGUUUCUAUUAGGUCAAUUGUAUAAAAUAAUAAUUUAUUCAAAACAAGAGUUAAAAAUAUUUAAAUAGUUAAAAUAAAAGCUAUUAACAAAGUUACGUCAUACACACACUCACACAUAUAUAUACACUUACAGAUCAUAUACAAUUAAUAUAACAGUAGCAUGGUCGUUAAAUAAGGGCGUGUUCAGAAAAACACUGGAGAUUUAGUCCAGUCGAUUCCGAAAUAGGAGACGUUCCCGAAAGUUGCUGCAAAUUUGGGUCGUCUAGAUGUCAUCUACACGCAUCUCCAGAAUAAAAAAGUCAUCCCAGGGGUUGAUGGGAAAAAAAAUAAAAACAGAUUUUUUCGAAAUAUUUCAUAAACAAAAAAAAUUCAUAAAAAAGUAUAAGAAAUUUUGUUUGUAUCUAAAAAAU